GACUGAAAUCAACAUUUAGCGCAAAAUUUCUUCAAUUUUCGUUUUUCUUUACACUUUAUUUGUUAGGAUAAUGACAACUUUCAAAAAACUUCCUCCAAAACCAUCUAAAACUAAUUUCGAUCUAAACUCUACACAAAAUCUGGUUGAUCCUCAAUGGGAAACUUUAGAUCCAACGCCAAAUAUAUUUUCAAUGUUCAGUACAUUCAAUAAUAAAUUUUUUGCUGGUCGCUUGUCAUGUGUUGAAGUUGAAUGGUCAACGAAAAUGUACCAAUGCGCUGGAAUUUGUUAUUCGCGUAGGAAUCAAAUGGGGAUGGCUUGUGUUAUUCGUUUAAGUGAGCCAUUGCUGAAACUUCGAUCACGUAAAGAUCUCGUAGAAACACUUCUCCAUGAAAUGAUUCACGCUUGGAAUUUCAUUCGCGGUAUUCUAGAAGAGAAUGGUGGACAUGGAAAGAACUUUUUAAGCAAAAUGCACGAAAUAAAUCGACAAGCUGGAACAAACAUUUCUGUUUAUCAUACAUUUCAUGAUGAAGUUAACUUAUAUAAAAAACAUUGGUGGCGAUGUGAUGGAGUUUGCAAAAAUCGAUCGCCUUAUUAUGGAUUUGUAAAGAGAGUAAGCAAUCGUACUCCUGGACCGAAUGAUUUUUGGUGGAAACAACAUGAAAGUUCUUGUGGUGGUAAAUUUAUUAAAGUAAAAGAGCCUGAAAAGCUAGUCAAAGGUAAAGAAAACAAAAAGAAAGAGAAAAAAAGCAUUGCAGAGAAAAAGAUGACUACUUCACCUGGAUUAGACAUUCGAAAAUUUUUUAAGCCAAAUGGAACAGACGAUAAACAACCAACAAGCAAAGGAGUUGAAGUUGGUACAAAUCUUCCAUCAACAUCAAAAGCUCGGGAAAAAAGUAGUUCAGGAAUUACUUUAGGUGGUAAGAACUCUGGACGAAGCCGACUGUUGGAUUAUUUUGAUACUAAAGACAGUGAUAAGACUGAAAGCCAACCUAAGAAAAGAAAACUCUUUGAUCCUAGUGAUGGCGUUAUUCAUAUUCAGAUCACUACAGACACGGAUUAUACAUCACUUCAUGAUUCUAUGAAGGCUGAAUUUGACGAUGAUGUCAUUUUUAUCGAUGAUGAGUUCAAUGAUAACUUUCCUAAGCCAGUUCAAGAAAAAGAAGAUGAAAUUAUUCCAAUUGAAAUUUGUUCCUGUCCAGUCUGCAAUAUUUCUGUAGCAACUGGAGAAAUCAAUCAACAUUUAGAUCUAUGCCUGGGAAUGUAGUUUAAUUACACAAACAAUAAUAAUUUUUAAUAAUGAAAAAAUAUAAAAUUUUAGAGAAAUUACCAAAGAUUGAAAUGUUUUUAUCUUCGACUGUCAAAAGCUGCAAGAUAGUGAAAUGUAACUCUCAAAUAUUUGAUGUUUUAAUACUUUUUACUUAAUAAACUUUCCUGGAAAUUUUCAUGUGAUGCGGUUUGGGAGAAUGGAACAACAUAGUAUGAAAGGGAAAGUUUAGAGAAGUAAAUAUUUGAAAAAUAAACAUUAUCGGAUAACUCAUGAAAAGUUUUCAAUAUCUAAGUGCUAUUUAAAUAUUUCAAGUCUUUUGGGUAAGUUUUGUUUUUAAAUUAAGAAAUUAAAUUUUCAACAAGUAGAACUAACAACGAUAAACAUAAAUAUUAGCUGAAAUUAAACAGGAAGUGGAAACAGAAGAAAAAGUU
Messenger RNA from Clunio marinus, 1698 nucleotides. The record is from the annotation of a GenBank genome assembly. Lineage: Eukaryota; Metazoa; Arthropoda; Insecta; Diptera; Chironomidae.